This is a messenger RNA of Linnemannia hyalina, 903 nucleotides long. The record is from the annotation of a GenBank genome assembly. Lineage: Eukaryota; Fungi; Mortierellomycota; Mortierellomycetes; Mortierellales; Mortierellaceae.
AUGGACCAGUUCAAGGCAUUCUCCUCGCAGCUCAACCCCCUCGCUGCCAAGCUCGGCAAGCAGUUCGGACAAGUCAAGCAGUUUGCUCAGGAGAAGAUGGGUACAGCAGAGGACAUUACCGAGCUUCCCCAGGAGUACAAGGACUUGGAGAAGCGCGUUGAUGCAUUGCGCAACAUGCACAACGGUCUCCUUCGUGUCACCCGCACAUACCAAAACUCGAGCUACGACUACCCCGCCCAGUUACAGGAGACCCUCGGAGAGUUUGGCCGCACCGUCACCGACAAGAUCCAGGCUGUCGCUCUCUCGCCCGCCGAGAAGGCUGCCUCCGAAGCCGCUGCCCUCGAGGAGCGCAAGGAAGCUGCCCCACCCAAGACUCUUGCCCACGCCCUUUCCCGCGCCAGUUUCGAGGGAUCAGAACAGCUCGGAUUGGAGGAGCCUAUGGGAUCUGCCUUGUUCAAGUUUGCUACCGUUCAGGAAAAGAUUGGCGACUUCAGAUUGAAGAUGGACAACGAGAUCUCAACAAAGUUUGUCGCUCCCUUCGGAACCACCUUAAACACCCAGAUUGGAUUCGCCAUGAAGGCUCGUCGCAACGUCCAGAAUGCUCGUCUCUCGCUGGACUCUGCCAAGGCCCAGUACAAGUUUGCCAGACCGGAGAGGUCCGAGGCCAGCCGAGUUGAGGUCGAACAGGCUGAGGAUCUCUUUGUCGCCGCCGUCGAGGAGGCCACUACCCUCAUGAAGACCGUCCUCGAGAACCCCGAGCCUCUUCGCAACUUGGCUGACUUGGUUGCUGCUCAGCUUGCAUUCUACAAGGAGGCACAGGAGAUCUUAGCUGAUGUUGCACCAGAGAUCGACGAGCUCUCGGUCACCCAGGAAGCUCUUUAUCGCAACAGCCGCAGCGAAUAA